CCAAGUCAGCGGAGCAUCAACGGCUCAACCUCAUCCUCUGAUCAAUGAGAUUUAAUCGACAUCACCUGCUUUUUCCCCUCCAGCUCAUCCAAAGUUGUGUGAGGAAGGAGAACAGAUCUAAUUUAUUCAAAGUUUCAAGACAGCGAACUAAUCUACAAAAGGAAAGGAGACAUUUUUAUCGGGUUAUUUCAGCUCUUAAAAUUCACCAGUGGAUAAACUUGUGAGAGCGAACUGAACGGAAUAAAAGGAUUGGGAUAAAUGAAAAUGUUUUGCGGAGUGCAUCAACACCAACUCAUCUUGCUAUUGGCUGCUGCCAUGGCGACGGCCCUGGAUUCUUCACACAACCUGGCCAGCGAGAGGAGUUCGAUAGAAAGCACGUACGAGCUGACCAAAUACCUGGAGUAUCAGCUCAAGGAAAUCAAAGACAUCUAUCUGACCUACCUAGGUCCUCCAUUCAACGAGAAAGACUUCUCCCCUCCUCGACCCAACAGUACCUCUCUGUCCCUGCCCAGCGCCGCCACCCGCCUGGAGCUGUGGCACGGCCUGGAGAACCAAGCUCGGCUCUCCCAGAACCAGAAGGCCUACUCUGUCCUGCUGGCAGCAGUCAGGGAGUUGGCCCGCUCCACCCUCUGCCCCUCCCUCAAGACCUCCCUGCUGCACUUUUGCACAGGCCUAGAUGGGCUGCUGGGCUCUAUAUCUGCACUGAUGACCACCCUCGGUUACGCACUUCCUCCUCCAUCUGCAAACACGGGGAGUACCGCUAGAGAGCUGCAGUACCCUUUGAGGGUGGUAGGGGCCGACCGACCUGCUCCACUGAUGAGCCAGAGCCUUUACAGGUCCAGAGCCAGGACCAGGACAGAGUCCGCUCAGCGUUACAACCAAAGACGGAGCGGGAAGACGGUGGUCAGAGGAGAGCGGGAGGACGGUGUCAGAGUAGACCUGGUGGAGAAAAGAAGAGGGAGAGAGGGGAGGAGAGCGGACGCCACCGCAGCUGGAGGAGGGAGUGGCGGAUCGAGGGAGAAGGGAAGAGGAGAAAGAGGGAGGAGAGUGAGAAGGGAAGAGCCAGAGAGCGGGAAAUGGUCUCCCAGCGAAGAAGAGAGAGUAGGGGAGGAGGAAGAUGAGGAGCUGGAGCGAGAAGUAGGUGAGGACGGAUGGAGGAGGAGAAGGUUGUUGAGUAUCAGCGAGGAUGGAGAGGAGAAGGAAAGUCAGCCUGAACCCUGGGUAGAAGUGUCGUACCCGGGCACAGACAGCUCCAGCUCCCUUGGACUACCAAACAUCCAAACCCACAAUAAUCAAUACAGCUACAACCUGAACUCACGUCACACUGACACACUAAGAGAAGAAGAUGGAUUUAUUAUGGAGGCACGCAGAGGGUUAACGGUGGAGGAGGAGAAGCAAACAUACAUGGAGGCUCCUUACUCCACUUUCCAUCAUCAGCGUCGGCCUCCUCGCUCCCUCCUCACUCCCACCCUCCAACCUCCUCUGUCCACCCUCUCCUUACUCUACCAGUUUGGAGCAGGUGAGGAGCACACCCUCCUCUCCCAGCCGGUUCCUCUGUCUUUACAAAGGGGCACCUCCCUCCUUUCGCCUCCACUAAAUCCGCUCCUUUCCUCUGCCUCCUCUGCCUCCUCCUCGCUGUUGUCGGUGCGGCCGACAAUGAACGACUUUGCCAGGAAGGUGGAGGGGUUUUGGAUAUUGAGGGAGCUGCAGAGUUGGCUGUGGCGGUCGGCGAAGGACUUUAACCGCCUAAAGAAGAGACUCAGAGGCUGAGACACUGAGACACACAAGUGCAGUAUAUCGGAACAUCUAUGAUUUGCAUACAUUCUGAGUGGGAACAAAUUGAGAGUUUAAACAGACAAAAGCACAUAAAAGCAUUCUUAACUCAUUCAUACAGUACUGGAAUAAGUGAAUGAAGGACGAUUUGGCAGGUCAACAAGAAGCAUUGAUGGAAUAUAAAGCCAAAAUAUUACCAGCACUGUCACCCGCCUGAUGCACAUAGAAGCUCAUUGAGCGAGACACACUGAGACUGGGCUGAGUUACCGGACUUCACGGCUCAUAGAUCAACAGAAAUACCACUGUAGGUGGUUAGACACACACACAGACACACACACACACACACUGAACACAGGGGUAAGCCAAGUGACAGUGCAGCCAUUGAGUGAAAACUGAUUCAGUGACCUCCAGAUGUGUGAAUCAGCAAACUUUCUCGAAAGGAAGAACACUUCUGAAUGGGUAAAAGACAAAAGGAGAGGAGGAAAAGCCCAGAGGGAUGAAGAGGAGGGGAUGAAGAGGCAAGGAGAGGAGAGGAAGACGGGAGGAGGCGUGAGUCAGGACAUGAGCAGUGGAAAUAAUGGGCAGAGGGGUGUUGCUGAGUAAUCAGAAGUCGGCUGGUCAGUUACAGUAACUCUACAACAGCGCUACACAUACUGUCCAGACAGAGAGGUGGUCAAACACACACACAGGCACACACACGCACACACACACACACACACACACACACACACACACACACACACACACACACACACACAAACGCACAUGCGCACUUAUUGUGAUUUUUGGAGCUCAACCAUUCACUUCUACGCUGCUUUUGAUUCAGUGCACACUCAUUUGUGCCACUUUUUAAUGACUUAACUCCAUAACAACAAAUGCUUUAUUUAAAAAUGUUUUAGAAUAUAAUAAUUUCCCCUCAAAAAUACCACCGUUUUGUGUUUUCUGUAAAAAUAAGUAUAGUUUGACAUUUUGGGAAAUAUACUGUACAUAUAUGCUUUCUUGCUGAAAGUAAAAUUUGAAAAUCAGUACCACUUUCACGUUUGUACAAUAAAAUAUGUAGAUGUGAAACAGCUCGCCUGACAAAACCCACCUUCAGCACCUCUAAACUAAUUAACAUGUAACAUCUUGUUUAUUUAAAAGGGUUAAAUUAGCAUGUUGCAGUCUUGGAAAUAUCCGGCGCAUAAAACCAUAAAACUACAAAUGUCUGUUAAUUUUACACUUGUAUGGGACACAUGAUUGUGGCAUGUAACUUCCUCUGUCAAGUCAUUUUGUGUACAGUUAUGUGUAUUUGACAUUUAACAUUCAUAUCCAAAAGACAUGAGAGUGGAAAUACAUCUUCACAUCUAACUCUCAGAAAGAACGCAAAGGUUGUCUAACUAUUCCUUUAAGUAACUUCACACUCCUCAACACAAAACAUUGGCCACAUGGAUGUGAAUCUUUUGUGCCUUUUAAAACAUGAAAUCAGACACUUUCUCCUUUGGCAAUUUACAGAUGUCUUCAUUUGUUUUUCAGAAUAAUGUCCAAUUGUUAUGUCUCUACAAUGUGCCUUGGAUGAUGUAGCUAAAGGUUAUGGAUCAUAUCUCUAUAAUAUUUAUUGAACAAGAUGUUUAUUUAUUUU
Messenger RNA from Cyclopterus lumpus (lumpfish), 3391 nucleotides. RefSeq names its product cardiotrophin-like cytokine factor 1 (gene clcf1). The coding region runs from base 259 to 1770 and encodes 503 amino acids. The record is from RefSeq and is a predicted model, not a curated record. NCBI's taxonomy places the organism in Eukaryota, Metazoa, Chordata, Actinopteri, Perciformes, Cyclopteridae. The transcript has 3 exons.